AUGUUCAAGAAGACCCUCGCUCUCAUCCUUGUCAUCUCCAUGACCCUCGGUGCCUCUGCCACUCCUAUCCUUGACAAGCGUAGCUCGUGCCAACUUGGUAACCUUCUUCCCACUGGUGGUGGUGGUGAUGCCUUGUGCAGUGCUCACUGCGGUCAACAGGGAAACAAACACGGUGGUCACUGCGAUGAAAACAAAGUCUGCAUCUGCAACCAUUAA
Messenger RNA from Lichtheimia ornata, 216 nucleotides. RefSeq lists its product as uncharacterized. Gene Ontology annotation, biological process: defense response; cellular response to oxidative stress. NCBI's taxonomy places the organism in Eukaryota, Fungi, Mucoromycota, Mucoromycetes, Mucorales, Lichtheimiaceae. The transcript has a single exon. The coding region runs from base 1 to 216 and encodes 71 amino acids. The record is from RefSeq and is a predicted model, not a curated record.